AUGUCAAAAGAAGUGUCACUCGUGGUGUUGUCCCAUGGUUUAUGGGGUGUCAAAAAACACAUGCUGUACAUUGAACAAAAACUUCAAGCCAAAUACGGAGACAGCAUUUACAUUUUAAAUGCAGGUGUGAAUGAAGCAAAGUAUUCCUAUGACGGCAUUGAUAUCUGCGGCCGAAGAUUAGCCCAAGAGAUUGAAUCCACUGUGGUACGACUAGGUAAAAACGGGACACAAGUAACCCGAUUUAGUAUCAUUGGGUAUUCCCUUGGCGGGUUAAUUACAAGAUACACCAUUGGCCUCUUAGCUCAAAGAGGUUUCUUUGGUGCCAUCCAACCCGACUACUACGUUUCCUUUGCCACUCCACAUUUAGGCGUCAAGGGACCUUCCCAUUCCCUCUUUUCCUCCUUUUUCAAUUUCGUUAGUGGUCGAAUGGUUUCCAGAUCUGGCGAACAGUUACAACUCAUAGACAAGUUUGAGAAAAACAAGCCCAUCUUGGAAGUGUUAUCGGAUCCAGAUCAAGUGUACUUUAAAACACUGGCCAAAUUCAAAGUGAAACGUUCCUAUGCAAAUGUCGCCAAUGAUCGGACCGUACCCUAUUGGACUGCAGGCAUGGAGAUCAUGGAUUACUUUUAUGAAAGCAAAGGCAAACUAGACAUAACGCUGGAUAAAAAAUAUUCAUCUGUCAUCACAGCUUACGAUAUAAAAGCUCCCGCCAUCAUUUCUCCCUUUUUUUUCAUCCUCGCCUUUUCAGCCAUCGGCAUCCAAGGUCUGAUCUCACGCUACAGAGUCUCGGGGUUACUGCAAUCCGGUGGGGACAUGAUGCCCUCUGUCGAUAGCGAACAUACCACACUCAAUCAGGAUGAUCGUCUGAUGGACGGCGAUUUAUUGGCAGGCGCAUUAGACGCUGUGAACCUACCUGGCGAUUCAUCCCCGCCUCUCAAGCACUCCAACUCGUAUUCGGAUCAAAAAUCCAUCCUCUGUCAUUCACCAGGGAAAUGUCUAGCCGAAAAGGCCAAACCUUUACCGCUGGAUCCAACCACCCUCUCCAUCCACAAAAACCUCAAUUUACUUGACUGGGAAAAAGUCUAUGUGUAUAUCCGUGCCUUUAAUGCGCAUGGAAGUAUCGUCUGUCGAGAAAAACGGUUUACCGUCGAUGCUGGUGAGGCCACCAUCCAACAUUUUAUUGAUACCACACAACUUUCUUAA
Mucor mucedo is the source of this 1203-nucleotide messenger RNA. Its product is annotated as putative serine esterase-domain-containing protein. The transcript has 7 exons. The record is from RefSeq and is a predicted model, not a curated record. Gene Ontology annotation, molecular function: monoacylglycerol lipase activity. Bases 1 to 1203 code for a protein of 400 amino acids. Lineage: Eukaryota; Fungi; Mucoromycota; Mucoromycetes; Mucorales; Mucoraceae.